Molecule: messenger RNA, 938 nt
Organism: Cryptotermes secundus
Lineage: Eukaryota; Metazoa; Arthropoda; Insecta; Blattodea; Kalotermitidae
Product: rhythmically expressed gene 2 protein
Exons: 1
Coding region: 151-909 (252 amino acids)
Source: RefSeq, a predicted model, not a curated record
AUUAUAGUGGUAAAGAGAUACGUUUUUGGAUUAUGUGGUGUUUGCACGAUCAGAAAAUACUUGUUUGAAAGCGUUAAGUUCGGGAGUUAUAAGAAGACGCAUAUUUUUGUUACGAAUAUCUAUUUUCGAUCUGGUUUUUGUUUUCCUGCAAUGCACCAGUUCAGUCGAUUGAGGUUAGUAACAUUCGAUGUGACAGAAACACUAUUGACCUUUCGAGUACCACCGGCAGAAAAAUAUGCCGACGUUGGAGCGCAGUUUGGUGUGAUUGUAGAUCCAAAUGUGAUAAGCGCAAAUUUCAAAAAGCAUUGGCGAUACAUGAGUACCAGUCACCCAAAUUUUGGUCAAAGGACAGGCCUGGGUUGGGAAAAGUGGUGGAAACUACUGGUCAACAAGACAUUUCAAGACACUGUGCAGGGAAACGCAUAUAAUGUGUCAAUUUUCGACACUAUUGGUGAUCACCUUAUAGAAUUGUAUAAAACAUGUGAGUGUUGGAAGACAGUGGAAGGUGCAGAAGAACUUCUUAAUCAUUUUAAUAAAUUACGUGUACCGUUAGGAAUUAUAUCAAACUAUGAUGAACGUUUAGAAACGGUUCUUGAAGCUAUGGACUUGCACCAUCAUUUUCAGUUUAUCAUAACGUCAUAUUGUGCUGGUUUUGAAAAACCAGAUUCCCGAAUAUUUCGGUUGGCACUGUGUCAACUUGGAAAUGGAAGUAUAAAACCAAAUGAAGCCCUCCAUGUUGGUAACAUGCCUGAAAUUGAUUACCUAGGUGCAGUGAAGGCAGGAUGGAAUGCUGCACUGGUCCAUCAGAAUCCUAAGAAAGUGACUGAACACUAUCAUGGUGUUGAUCCAGAGCUUGUAUUUGAAACUCUGAAAGAUUUUGAAUCAUACAUUACUCACCUUCAUAAGUAAUGGUUAAAAAUAUAUGAGGGUUCUCUAGA